This is a messenger RNA of Aethalodelphis obliquidens (Pacific white-sided dolphin), 3966 nucleotides long. It is a transcript of the gene PPM1E, whose product is annotated as protein phosphatase, Mg2+/Mn2+ dependent 1E. The transcript has 7 exons. Gene Ontology annotation, cellular component: nucleus. Gene Ontology annotation, biological process: protein dephosphorylation; negative regulation of protein kinase activity. The record is from RefSeq and is a predicted model, not a curated record. Gene Ontology annotation, molecular function: cation binding; protein serine/threonine phosphatase activity. Bases 83 to 2338 code for a protein of 751 amino acids. Lineage: Eukaryota; Metazoa; Chordata; Mammalia; Artiodactyla; Delphinidae.
AUCCCGAGGCUCGCGAGCAGCCCCCUCCCCUUCCUGGGCUUCCCCCACCCACUUCCCGGUCGGCUCCGGGGCAUGAGCAGCGAUGGCCGGCUGCAGCCCCGAGGAGAAAACUUACCGGCGCUUCCUGGAGCUAUUCUUGGGCGAGUUUCGCGGACCGUGCGGCGGCGGCGAGCCCGAGCCGGAACCCGAACCCGAGUCGGAGCCCGAGCCCGAGCCCGAGCCCGAACUGGUAGCGGCUGAGGCGCCCGAGGCUUCGGUUGAGGAACCCGGGGAGGAGGCGGCCACUGUAGCCGCGACGGAGGAGGGGGAGCAAGAGCAGGAGCAAGACCCCGAGCCCGAGGAGGAGGUGGUGGCGGCGGAGGGCGAGGAGGAAGAGGCGGCGGCAGCCCGGGGGCAGUCGGCCGUGCCACCGCCGCCGCAGCCCCAGCUGCCGCCGCUGCCCCCGCUCCCGCGGCCGCUGUCGGAGCGCAUCACCCGCGAGGAGGUGGAGGGCGAGAGCCUGGACCUGUGCCUGCAGCAGCUCUACAAAUAUAACUGCCCUUCCUUUUUGGCUGCUGCUUUAGCCAGAGCCACAUCAGAUGAAGUCCUUCAGAGUGAUCUUUCUGCACAUUAUAUUCCAAAGGAAACCGAUGGCACAGAGGGGACUGUGGAGAUUGAGACAGUGAAAUUGGCCCGUUCUGUCUUCAGUAAACUACACGAGAUUUGCUGCAGCUGGGUGAAAGACUUCCCUCUCCGCAGGAGACCCCAGCUUUAUUAUGAGACAUCAAUCCAUGCCAUCAAAAACAUGCGCAGGAAAAUGGAGGACAAACAUGUCUGCAUUCCUGACUUCAAUAUGCUCUUCAACCUAGAGGACCAGGAAGAACAAGCUUACUUUGCAGUGUUUGAUGGCCAUGGGGGAGUGGACGCUGCCAUUUAUGCCUCCAUUCACCUGCAUGUUAACUUAGUACGCCAGGAGAUGUUCCCCCAUGAUCCUGCUGAGGCCCUGUGCCGGGCCUUCCGGGUCACUGACGAGCGGUUUGUACAGAAGGCAGCCAGGGAGAGCUUAAGAUGCGGGACCACAGGAGUGGUGACUUUUAUCAGAGGCAACAUGCUACAUGUGGCCUGGGUAGGUGAUUCCCAGGUUAUGCUUGUGAGAAAGGGCCAAGCUGUUGAACUAAUGAAGCCACACAAACCGGACAGAGAGGACGAAAAGCAGCGAAUUGAGGCCCUUGGAGGUUGUGUAGUCUGGUUUGGUGCCUGGAGGGUGAAUGGAAGUCUGUCGGUCUCCAGAGCUAUUGGAGAUGCUGAACAUAAGCCAUAUAUCUGUGGGGAUGCAGAUUCUGCCUCUACUGUUCUGGAUGGAACUGAAGACUACCUCAUUCUGGCCUGUGAUGGCUUCUAUGACACCGUGAACCCUGAUGAGGCAGUGAAAGUUGUGUCUGAUCACCUGAAGGAGAAUAAUGGAGACAGCAGCAUGGUUGCCCACAAAUUAGUGGCAUCAGCUCGUGAUGCUGGGUCAAGUGAUAACAUCACUGUUAUUGUGGUAUUCCUGAGGGACAUGAACAAAGCUGUAAAUGUUAGUGAGGAAUCAGAUUGGACAGAGAACUCUUUUCAAGGAGGGCAAGAAGAUGGUGGGGAUGAUAAGGAGAAUCAUGGAGAGUGCAAACGCCCUUGGCCUCAGCACCAGUGCUCAGCACCGGCCGAUCUAGGCUAUGAUGGGCGUGUGGAUUCGUUCACUGAUAGAACUAGCCUGAGCCCAGGGUCCCAAGUCAACGUGCUGGAAGACCCAGGCUACCUAGAUCUCACACAAAUAGAAGCAAGCAAACCUCACAGUGCCCAGUUUUUGCCGCCAGUUGAGAGGUUUGGUCCUGGUGCACCAAAGAAGGCAAAUUUUAUUAAUGAGCUAAUAAUGGAGAAAAAAUCAGUUCAAUCAUCAUUGCCUGAACGGAGUGGUGCUGGAGAGUUUCCCUCUUAUUUUAAUUUGGGUUCAACAGGGCAGCAGAUAUGCAGAAUGGAGAGCUUCUCUCCUGUUUGUUCUAGGUUGGAAAAUGAACAGUUCAAAUUCCUGGGAAAGAGAGUUUCUAGAUUGUAUCAUUUACACUACCACUUCUCAAAGAGGCGGCACGGAUUCAGAUUUAAUCCAAAGUUUUAUUCUUUUCUCUCUGUUCGAGAGCCUUCCCACAAAACAGGCACUAGCCUGUCCUCACUUAUUCGAAGUGGGAAGAGAAAUAGGAUGUUAAGAAGUUCUCUGCCAUGGAGACAAAACAGUUGGAAAGGGUACAGUGAAAACAUGAUGGGGAAGCUUAAAAAGAGUAAUGCUAUUCCAUACCCAGCUCUUCCCUGGAGUUUUAAAAUAUAAUAAAUAACCUUCUCUUUAAAGUAGGCUAGCUAGCUCUCCCCCAGUAAAGACAUCACUAUCAGAGUAGAAACAAGAUAGACAUUUCUGAAAUAUUGUGUGCUUCAUUAUGAGCCAUGGAUGGCUCAACUCUUAAAUGUAAAUACAUCUCUAGGAAACUCACUACAGUGUUUUCAGUCUAAUAAAAAAGUACUGGCGGUUUCACUCGCGAAAUUAUACACCUGGUCCCAGUGACGUGUCUCUGUACCUACUACGUACCACCCCCACCCCAUGACCCUUUCACGUCACUAGUGGAAGCUUGCAAGUUGGUUAUUUCAGUCAGGAGAUACAGUGUUGAAAUCUCACAGCAGGUGAAAUCUGUUCUGAUGUGCCUAAUAGAUCUCUGGAAAACUUAAUGCAGAAUUAGAUCUAGUUGGGGAAUGUUCCUCAAAAGACUGGGGACUAUAAGGGAAAGCCCCUCCCCUUUUUUGGUAGGUAAAAGGCUAAAAGCCACAUGGGUUUUAACUGGUAACAAUGAAAGUAGAAAACUAGUGUAAAAAUGUCAUAUUCUCAGACUUGUGAGGUGGUAUAUAGUCGAACAGAUUCACUAAUUUUUUCCUGUAACAUAGAAGACCAACAACGAAAAUUUUUUGAAUUAAAAAGUAUUUCCUAGGGCUGUAGCUAUUUGGGAGUUUCAUAACCUGUUAUGGUGCUUUUGACGGAAUUAUUAUUAUUUUUUAGAAGACUGCUGUCAAUUGGUUUUAACCUAUGAUGCUAAUGUGUUUUUCACUGUACCUUCAUCUCAGAAGUAAAACUUCUUUAAUGGAGAUGAUUUCAGGUACAGAUAUACUAGAAUCAAGUUGCCAUUUUAAAAGAAAAUCAAAUAGUAUUUCUAUUUUUUUCUGCCUUUUUUUUUUAAAAAAAAAAGUUCAGACAGCAAAGGCAUGUACUACGAUCAAAUAAAAAGUGGUGUUGGAGAAUGAAAAAUAUUAGUUUUAACUUCUAUAAAAUUGUUUCCCCCAAGGGAAUGAAAUAAUUGGUGUGGAAGAGGCUGAAAGUACUGCCUAAAGUGAGCCCAGAGGCCAAGUGCAAAGGAGAAUGCAGAUUACUGCAGCUGAGGUCUGUUUAGUUGUAAAUUUGAGUCCUGCAGCGUCAGACCAAAUAGUACACGUUUCUCUUUUCAAUAUUUAUUUACAUUUGAUACUCUGAAAUUGUCUGCUUUUUGUCAUUUCUACAGUUUCAAGUCAGAACCAUAUCUGCAACUAGAGGCGGCAAAUAAACUAAUAAUCAGAUUCAUUCAGUGAGGCAGCCUGAUUCUUUGAGAAUCAUGAGCGUCUCCACGUGACAUUUUACCCUCCCCCAGUCGAGCAUGGAGCAGCCACGCCAAUGCACAGGAGCUGCCUGCUGCAGGGCUCACUCCCUCAUACUGUUGGGAGGUGCUAAAUGCUCUUGCUGGGAAACGUGCACUGAGCAAUCCUGUUUUAACCUAAUACUAACACACUAAUUACUUUAUGUUCCCCAGACUCAUAAUGGAGGACUAAGAUUCCUGGAUCUUAAAAACAGAGGACUGCAGCGUAUUUUGGGGUGCCAGUGUAGCUAUAUCAAACAAAUAAAAACAGAUUCACUUUAGCAACAGAUUGAUAAUCUACAGA